UUAUGGUUGGUAUGGGUCAAAAAGAUUCCUAUGUGGGUGAUGAAGCUCAGAGCAAAAGAGGUAUCCUCACUUUGAAAUAUCCCAUUGAACAUGGCAUCAUCACCAACUGGGAUGAUAUGGAAAAGAUCUGGCACCACACUUUCUACAAUGAACUCCGUGUGGCCCCUGAGGAACACCCUACCUUGCUCACAGAAGCCCCCUUGAACCCUAAAGCUAAUCGUGAAAAGAUGACCCAGAUAAUGUUUGAGACCUUCAACGUACCUGCUAUGUAUGUGGCGAUCCAGGCUGUCCUGUCCCUGUAUGCCUCUGGUCGUACAACAGGUAUUGUUCUUGACUCUGGUGAUGGUGUCACCCACAACGUACCUAUUUAUGAGGGUUAUGCUUUGCCUCAUGCUAUCAUGCGUCUGGAUCUGGCUGGCAGGGAUCUGACUGACUACCUCAUGAAGAUCCUCACGGAGCGUGGCUACUCCUUUGUGACAACAGCUGAACGUGAGAUUGUUCGUGACAUCAAAGAGAAAUUGUGCUAUGUUGCAUUGGACUUUGAAAAUGAAAUGGCCACUGCUGCUUCUUCCUCCUCUCUGGAAAAGAGCUAUGAAUUGCCUGAUGGUCAGGUGAUUACCAUUGGUAACGAACGUUUCCGCUGCCCUGAAACCUUAUUCCAACCAUCCUUUAUUGGUAUGGAAUCUGCUGGUAUUCAUGAAACUACCUACAACAGUAUCAUGAAGUGUGAUAUUGAUAUCCGUAAGGACCUGUAUGCUAACAACGUCCUCUCAGGUGGAACAACAAUGUACCCUGGCAUUGCUGAUCGCAUGCAGAAGGAAAUCACUGCACUUGCUCCUAGCACUAUGAAGAUCAAGAUCAUUGCCCCACCUGAGCGCAAGUACUCUGUCUGGAUUGGUGGCUCCAUUCUAGCAUCUCUGUCCACCUUCCAGCAAAUGUGGAUCAGUAAACAGGAGUAUGAUGAAGCUGGUCCAUCCAUUGUCCACCGCAAGUGCUUCUAAGCACUUUUCCCCUCAAUUUACUUCCCACUCAGGAUGACGACAAUAUGCUUCUUGGAGUCUUCUGGCAACCCUUCCUGAACUCUUCAGUCAUUGUACAGUUUGUUUACACACCCGUGCAAUUUAUUUGUGCUUCUAAUAUUUAUUGCUUUAUAAAUAAACGAGAUCUGGGACUUGCAACCUACAAA
Molecule: messenger RNA, 1186 nt
Organism: Antrostomus carolinensis (chuck-will's-widow)
Lineage: Eukaryota; Metazoa; Chordata; Aves; Caprimulgiformes; Caprimulgidae
Product: actin, alpha cardiac muscle 1
Exons: 5
Coding region: 3-1001 (332 amino acids)
Source: RefSeq, a predicted model, not a curated record